Molecule: messenger RNA, 1591 nt
Organism: Amorphotheca resinae ATCC 22711
Lineage: Eukaryota; Fungi; Ascomycota; Leotiomycetes; Helotiales; Amorphothecaceae
Exons: 5
Coding region: 97-1479 (460 amino acids)
Cellular component (GO): COP9 signalosome
Source: RefSeq, a predicted model, not a curated record
ACGGAGUACUAUCGUGAGCUUCGAACCGUUACCCCACAAUUUUAAUUCAUCCUCCCUCCACCUCUGGACAAGACAUCGGCCCAGCCCUGAUUCAAGAUGGCUGCGGUGCAAAGUAGCCCCAGCUCACCAACCCAAUCUCGCACGAAGAAGGGCCCUCUUGUGACCGAACCCCCAAAGUUCGAUAUUGAAUCAUAUGUGCAAAACUACAAGGGACGAACCAGAUAUGAACGUCUCCUCCUCAUCGGCACAUCAUCCUCCUUCCUCGGGGUCGAAGCUCUCAAAGCUGCGGUUGUCGAAGCGAAGGCUGGCAAAGAUACCAGGCGAUAUGUAGAAGCGUGCAAUCACCUUCAGGCGGUCGCGCCUCAGGAGCCCGAGGCUGUGAGAGACCAGGCGUGGGUAGACACUGUGGGGAAACAGAAUCUGGCGGAGACGGCUCGGCUGGAGGCCGAAUUAAAAGGAUAUAAGAACAACCUCAUUAAAGAGAGUAUUCGAAUGGGCAACGAGGAUUUGGGUAAACACUACCAGGCGAUAGGCGAUCUCCCAAAGGCUUUCGAGGCUUUCAGCCGCAUGCGUCAAGAUGUCAGCAUACCAAAACACAUUGUGGACGUCAGCAUGCACCUUAUCGAAGUUGCGAUUGAACAGAGGAAUUGGAUUUCGGUCGUCUCCAAUGUGCAGAAGAUCAGAGGUAUCCAAUCGGUUGUCGAGGAUGACAAGUCCAUUCAACAAUACAUAGCCGCUGCUGAUGGGUUGGCAAAUAUGGAUAUGGGAAACUAUCACACGGCAGCCUUACACUUCCUCAGCACAGAAGCCGGUAUGGGUUCUAGCUGCAAUAGCAUCAUCAGUCCAAAUGACGUCGCGAUUUACGGGGGCUUAUGCGCCCUUGCGUCCAUGGAGCGAUCCGAUCUGCACAAGAGGGUGCUUGAGAACUCAAACUUCCGGACCUACUUGGAACUCGAACCUCACAUCAGACGCGCUAUCACCUUCUUCGUUAAUAGUCGGUACUCUGCUUGCUUGAGUAUCCUCGAAGCAUACCGGGCGGAUUACCUCCUGGAUAUACACCUCCAAGAUCAUGUCGAUGAGCUCUAUUACAUGGUCCGCAGCAAAAGCAUCGUCCAGUAUUUCAUCCCUUUCUCAUGUGUGACUCUGGACAGCCUGAACGCUGCUUUCGCAGCGCCAGGGAAGACCAUCGACAAAGAGCUCGGCCAGAUGAUCGCGCGCAAGGAGCUCAUUGCACGGAUCGAUACACAGAACAGGCUUCUCACUUCCGUUCCUUCUGCGGCGCGUUCAACGUUACAAGCUACUGCACUCAAGACAGCCAGGGAGUACGAGCGGGAGGCCCGCCGACGAAUCCAGCACAUGAACAUUGUGGGGGCGGAACUCGACAUCAGAGCGGGAAAGAACCCGGGGGCUCUUGAUGAGCUGUUGGAUGGUGGAAUUCUGGGUUCAUCUCAGCGCGCGAAGGCAGGCGGUUACCAAUGAAUGGAUUCGAAGCUCGAUAUGGCACGGCGCACGACUGGGCAUGAAUCGAAGCAUAUGAUGGCGUUGUGGAUUGGGCGGACAUGGAGCAUAGAGGCAACUAUAUCAGCAGAGC